Messenger RNA from Limanda limanda (common dab), 1530 nucleotides. RefSeq names its product family with sequence similarity 131 member Bb (gene fam131bb). The transcript is spliced from 6 exons. Bases 14 to 1267 code for a protein of 417 amino acids. The record is from RefSeq and is a predicted model, not a curated record. NCBI's taxonomy places the organism in Eukaryota, Metazoa, Chordata, Actinopteri, Pleuronectiformes, Pleuronectidae.
CCUCUAGCUGUCUAUGGAAGACACCACGUCAAUCCUCCCGAGGCUCAAGAGGAACUCAAAUGCCUACGGCAUUGGGGCACUGGCUAAGUCUUCUCUGUCAGGUGUGUCAGUGAGUCGCACCAUGAAGGAGAGAGUGACGAAGCCCACGGGCAUGGCUCAGGGUCGCGUCGCCCACAUGAUCGAGUGGCAGAACUGGGGCAUGUCGACGGUGGGUCCGGGGGGCAUCCCCGCGGCCCGGAUCACCACCCAGGAGCGGGAGAAGGAGCGGCGGCUGGAGAACGACGCGUACAGUGACCUCAGCGAUGGGGAGAAGGAGGCCCGCUUCGCUGCGGGUAUCCUGCAGCAGUUUGCCAUCUCACAGGCAACGCUAAUGGCCUGGUCAUCGAUGGAUGGAGAGAGUCCGCGGUCGGGAUCAAACCAGGGCAGUGUGGCUCACCUGAGCGAGGUCAACCAGGACAGCAUCACCAGUCGAGAUCAGAUAAUGCAUCACUCGUCAGCGGAGGUGUGGCCUCAAGCGUACGUCUCCCAGGGCCACUACUGCCUCUCCUCCUCCGACGCCUGGGAGCCAAUCAACGCCGACCCCUCUGUCGUGACGUCUGCCCCCACCAGCUCCUACGUCAUGGGGACCGAGGGGUACGACGGGCAGCCGGCCAAUCACUUCCUGUCGCAGCAGCAGCAGCAGCAGCAGACGUUCACCCUCCAGCAGCAGAAUCAGCUCCAGCAGCUGCAGCAGAUCCAACAGAUCCAGCACUACCAGCAGCAGCAGCUCCUCCAGUAUCAGCAACAACAGUCUCUGGAGCACCGGCUGCACAGCGCCAACCACUCUUUGCAAGCGACGCCCAACAGCACCAUCCACAGUCUGGUCCACACCGUUCACCCUCCGCUGGUCGAUCUGUGGAACACAGGGCAGAUGGAGGCCUAUCAGACGGAGGCCGGCGGCUUCAUGGGCGUGGCGGCGGUGGUGGAGCCGAGCCUCUGUGUCCCCUCUGGAGACGACAUGGUGGGAACAGAACACUCCCCGCUACUGGAGCAGCAGGAGGAGGAGGACGUCAAGGAGGAGGAGGUGACACUGUUCUUGGAGCCUGAGUCGGCCACAUUGACUCCGCCCACGCAACAAGGGGAUGCCUCCGGAGGCAGUAGUCCGGGGCAACCGCCAGCAGAGCCAAUCACAGAGCAGAAGGCCUCCGAUGUCACCUCAGGCCUCAUUCAGACGCUGGAGGGGAAAAAAGAGGAGGAGGGGCUGGUCGCUUCCAUGGCAACCAACUGAGUUCCCGGCUGUCAAGAGACUCCUUAUUACAAACUGACCGUGGAGUCAGCGAGGAAAGAGCGUAAUAAUACAACCUAUAUCUAUUAAUCUGUUCCUUUUCAGGUAUCACCAACACAACUUUUUGGUUGCAAGAUGAACUCUUGGAAAACGGUGAGAGACAGUUGUGGAAGUGGACUCGUAGUGAGACAUGAGCUGAUGCAACACAGGACACCUAUUUCUUUGUAAGCCUUACAUCCCGAAGGUAAAUGAAGAGAGGAGUGGGG